Messenger RNA from Ichthyophthirius multifiliis, 492 nucleotides. RefSeq lists its product as hypothetical. The transcript has 2 exons. NCBI's taxonomy places the organism in Eukaryota, Ciliophora, Oligohymenophorea, Hymenostomatida. Gene Ontology annotation, molecular function: calcium ion binding. The record is from RefSeq and is a predicted model, not a curated record.
AUGUUUUUUCUUUUCUUAAUAAAUAAUAUAAAAAAGGGUUUAUCAUAAGAACUAAGAGAAAAAGUGUUAUAAAUUUUUAAAAAAAUCGAUGUAGAUGGUUCAUAGUCAAUAGAUAAAGCCGAAACAGCAAAAUAUUGGAAAUCAAACUUUGCAAAAAUAAAUACAAACGAAUUAUUUAGAGCCGUAGAUUUUGAUAAUUCAGGUAAGAUUACAUAAGAUGAAUGGAUGUGUUUUUGGGAAAUAGUUAAAAAAAGUGGGCAUACCGAAAAAGAAAUUUAAGAAGAAUUAUAAAAUUUACAAGAUGGAAAAGCCUGGGUGAAAUUUGCUAAAGUAGAAUUAUUUGUUUAACGAGAUUUAAAAAAAUAAAAAAGCACAAUUUAAUAAAUUAUGGAUGUUGAAAAAAAGAAAGUCUAUAAACAAAGUUAAUAUUUUUUUUUUAUUUUUUAACAAUUUUUUUUUUAAAAAAUAAAAUAAAAUAAAAGAUACUAAUGA